AUGGGUCUCAUCACCGGUCUCGUAUCAACCGUCGUCCACGUCGCCGCCGGCAGGAACCCAUACGGCCACAACCACAACAAGACAAACCAGCCCGUCGUCACUACCGCGGCCAGCUACACAGCGGACCGUUCCUCCGAUGCCAACUGCGGCUGCAGCAGCGGGCACAACGGUCAGCCCUGCGGCAUCUGCGCUGUCGUGCUUCCCUUCGGUAAGGGGCGUCAGCAGAAGCGGGAGCGGAGGGCUAUGAAGCACGCUAGGAAGGACGCUCUGAGGGCGCAGCGAUAUGCGUAUAGGAGAUACCCUGAGUAUGCUCCGGGAUACAUGGCCGUGGGCGCGGAUCAUCAUCAUCAUCAUCAUCAUCAUCAUCAUGAGCAGCAGUGGAGGACGCAUCACGCAGGCUCGUCUGCGAGACAGGAGGGGUUCGCUGGGGACGUUGAGCGGGAGAGCGGGCGGAGGGCGUCGACUGGGGACGAUAUGCCGCCGCCCGCGUACGAAGAAAGGGAGGCAUCGCAAGUUCCUGCUAGAAGAAGUGUCGAGGUUUUGAGGAGUGAAGAGGUCCAGCGUGGCCAGCAGAAGGCCUAG
Molecule: messenger RNA, 582 nt
Organism: Colletotrichum truncatum
Lineage: Eukaryota; Fungi; Ascomycota; Sordariomycetes; Glomerellales; Glomerellaceae
Source: RefSeq, a predicted model, not a curated record